UGCACAGCGUGUUGUGUUCAGUGAGUAAAGCGAAGAUUGAGGUUUUCUCGGUGCCUGUUCAUGUUGAUGGUUGAUACAAGACGCGAUCGCCUGGAACCAAGAAAUAGUGCAUUCACGUUUUCUGCAUAAAACCCCGCGUUGCCUCUGCGGUAAGACCCGACCGAAGUUUGUCUGCUUUCUCAUCAACAACUGAUCCAUAUCCAUCGACUGAAAAUACUUCGGAAGUCAACAUACAUACCGGAACUCGCACCUCCAAACAACAACCAUGGCCGCUACUGGCGAGUCUGCCCCCUAUACGGGUCCCUCUCCCCGCGAGAUGAUGGAAAGCCAUACUCUGGCGCAGGAGAUCAUCAACCGCAACAAUGACGCCUGCCCCAUCCUCGACUCUGAUGAGCUGUCUCUCCUCUCCGAUUUCGUCAAAGAUCCAUCGCAGGCACGCUCUCUCCUCGAGGCUCGCGGACUGGCCGACGAACCCACCAAGACUGGUAGUCUUGUGGCCCACGUCAUUUCACUACACGGAACCGACAAGGCCGCCCUCACUGACGAGGAAAUCAAGCUUCUCAAUAGAUGGUUUGAGAAUGGCCAGAAGCUUUGGUGAGAUGAAGAGACAUCCUGAGUGGGAAUGACAUGUUCGCAUUCUCAUGUAGCGAAAGGGCUUCAUUGCGACAUGGCAGCGGGCGGGAGAAGCUAGCUUGGCUGUACAGUGAUCGACCAAGCCCUUCAUAUAAUCAACAAAUACUCUCACAAAUGGCGAUAGCACCGGGGCUCAAGGUCGAAGCCUAAACGUGUUUUUGAUAUCAGUGAUAGUGGCAGCUUUUUAAUAGGAAUAUGAACUAUGUGGUGCCAACCUGUAAAUCCUUUCCUCCAUAUCAAAACGCAUGAACUUAUUCUUCAGCGUAGACAAUAUCUCGUUCAAGUGGUACCUAGAAUUGGCGAUAGAAUUUGG
Messenger RNA from Colletotrichum scovillei, 946 nucleotides. RefSeq lists its product as uncharacterized. The transcript has a single exon. The record is from RefSeq and is a predicted model, not a curated record. Lineage: Eukaryota; Fungi; Ascomycota; Sordariomycetes; Glomerellales; Glomerellaceae. Bases 266 to 598 code for a protein of 110 amino acids.